GAGCCUCGGAAAACUGGAUUUGGGGAACGGGUGGUUCCAGGCUGCACCUGGACCGGGCUGUUUAACGUCGGUUGCUGGACCUCCUGCAUUUAAACGCCUCUACAGUUCUGUUUUUUGCCUCCGCAGUAUGCUGUGGCACCGAGUUUCAGAAUUUUACUACGCUGCUUCUGUUGAGAUCGUGAAAUUUGACGUAGUUAAUAUUAAUUCCGAGCCUUAUAUCCAGAAACGAGGAUUAGCAUGUGCAACAGAGGAUUUGUAAUCAUCUAGCGACUACUCCAACAGAGUAGUCGUAACAGCAAACCAGGGUGUGAUGUAGUUGUCUCUUUAUUCAGUCGCCCACUCACAGUGUUGUGCGUAUGUUGUAAAUAUAUUCGUAAAGGCUAAUUGUAUGCAUUUUUAAAACAAACCACUUUAGCAGCCUUUGAUGAUGCAGUGGAAGAACGUGUGAUCAAUGAAGAGUAUAAAAUAUGGAAAAAGAACACCCCCUUCUUGUAUGAUUUGGUAAUGACCCAUGCUCUGGAAUGGCCCAGCCUGACUGCGCAGUGGCUUCCUGAUGUAACAAGACCUGAAGGCAAAGAUUUCAGUAUUCACCGGUUAGUCCUGGGGACCCACACUUCAGAUGAACAAAAUCAUCUUGUGAUAGCUAGUGUGCAGUUGCCUAACGAUGAUGCGCAGUUUGAUGCUUCACACUAUGAUAGUGAGAAAGGAGAGUUUGGAGGCUUUGGGUCAGUUAGUGGAAAAAUUGAAAUUGAAAUCAAGAUAAAUCACGAGGGAGAAGUGAACAGAGCACGUUACAUGCCACAGAACCCGUGUAUCAUCGCUACGAAGACUCCAUCCAGUGAUGUCCUUGUCUUUGAUUACACCAAGCACCCUUCUAAACCAGACCCUUCUGGAGAGUGUAACCCUGAUCUGCGUCUUCGUGGACACCAGAAGGAAGGUUAUGGGCUGUCAUGGAACCCAAACCUGAGUGGGCAUUUGCUUAGUGCUUCUGACGAUCAUACCAUUUGCUUGUGGGAUAUUAGUGCUGUUCCAAAAGAAGGCAAAGUGGUGGAUGCAAAGACCAUCUUCACAGGGCAUACAGCAGUCGUGGAAGAUGUGUCUUGGCACCUGCUCCAUGAAUCUCUUUUUGGAUCUGUUGCUGAUGAUCAGAAGCUCAUGAUCUGGGAUACUCGGUCAAACAACACCUCCAAACCUAGUCAUUCAGUGGAUGCUCACACAGCUGAAGUCAACUGCCUCUCUUUCAAUCCCUAUAGCGAGUUUAUCCUCGCUACAGGAUCAGCUGAUAAGACUGUUGCUUUAUGGGACUUGAGGAACCUAAAACUGAAGUUGCACUCCUUUGAAUCACAUAAAGAUGAAAUAUUUCAGGUUCAGUGGUCUCCCCAUAAUGAAACUAUAUUGGCCUCCAGUGGUACUGACCGCAGGCUAAAUGUCUGGGACUUGAGUAAAAUUGGAGAAGAGCAAUCCCCUGAAGAUGCCGAGGAUGGUCCCCCAGAGCUGUUGUUUAUUCAUGGUGGUCAUACUGCAAAGAUAUCUGAUUUCUCCUGGAAUCCCAAUGAACCCUGGGUAAUUUGUUCUGUAUCAGAAGAUAAUAUCAUGCAAGUCUGGCAAAUGGCGGAGAACAUAUAUAAUGAUGAAGACCCUGAAGGAAGCGUGGAUCCAGAAGGUCAAGGAUCCUAGAUCACAGCCUUUUCCUGUUUCUAGUCUUUUUCCUUCUCAUCCUUCUCAACCCCGAUAUUGAUUUAACACUGGUUUUGAGACACACGUAGACUUUGUGUUCAGCCAUCCUUCUGUAGAUACCAUCAACAGGCUUUUUAACCCAGACAGUGAGUACUCCCUAAGAAAAGGGCUCGGCCCGACUCAGCUGGUACCGUGCUGUAGCUCCUUGGUCAGAUUUCCUACAGCAACCUCUUGCCUGUAGGGCUGGCUGUCCCGUUUUAGCUGCCUUCAUCACACAGAGCAAACUUUGGUUUUGUUGUUUUUUCUUCUUCUGUCUUUAGCUUGCUGCAGCUGCGGGCUUUUGCCUAAUUUAAACAAAAGUUAAAUCGGUAGAGCUGCCAGAGUAUGCUUGGGCCGAUGGAAAUGAUACAAGUGUUAAUCCACUGGCAGUUCAGAAAUGGAGUGUGGAAGGUCUUGUCCUCUUCAGUACAACUCGAAAGUCUUGGGAUUCCUUCAGUUAAUCUGUACCUUGUGGAUUUUUCUGCCUCUGCAGAUACGAAACAGACUCGCAGAUUCUGACUUGAACUGAAAUUAAAUUUCUUUCUAUACUUUUUGUCUCUACUGGUAAUUCUGGGUUUUUCAUUCCUUCCUUCCUUUCCCUUUUCUCCCAUCUGCUGGGUGACAGUGGUUUGGAUUCGUUAGCUAUUCCUGCAGAGCGUUGUUCACCUUCCAUGUAUUUUGCUCUAUUGUGUGUUUCUUGAGCUGUGUUUUCACAUAUAUUUCUUUCCUUUCUGUGAAAUGGUUUUUAAAACUUGGGGCCACCAAGUUGUAAGGGUGUAUGUUUUUACCAACUGAUGUACCACAGAUGGCAUGCCCGGUAACCUAGAACAGCAUUGGUAGCUGGUAUCCGUAAAGCAAAUUAAAUGUGGAUGAACUACUUUUUUUAGGAGUUAGUCCUUGACCACUAGUUCCUGCACAUCUUCCACUAGGUGCCUGUUCCACCAGCAACCUGUUACUCUCCAUGCUCCUCAUGACUAAUUGUGUGUAAGUGCUUCAGAUGGAAUAAAUUUUUUCUAC
Pygoscelis adeliae (Adelie penguin) is the source of this 2733-nucleotide messenger RNA. RefSeq names its product retinoblastoma binding protein 4 (gene RBBP4). Gene Ontology annotation, cellular component: ESC/E(Z) complex; nucleus; NuRD complex. Lineage: Eukaryota; Metazoa; Chordata; Aves; Sphenisciformes; Spheniscidae. The record is from RefSeq and is a predicted model, not a curated record. Gene Ontology annotation, biological process: regulation of gene expression. The transcript is spliced from 11 exons. Gene Ontology annotation, molecular function: histone binding. The coding region runs from base 505 to 1677 and encodes 390 amino acids.